Molecule: messenger RNA, 4449 nt
Organism: Aspergillus oryzae RIB40
Lineage: Eukaryota; Fungi; Ascomycota; Eurotiomycetes; Eurotiales; Aspergillaceae
Product: putative DEAD/DEAH box helicase
Exons: 6
Coding region: 1-4449 (1482 amino acids)
Cellular component (GO): cytoplasm
Molecular function (GO): ATP binding; nucleic acid binding
Source: RefSeq, a predicted model, not a curated record
AUGAUAGACACUCAAAAGCUUCACAAAUGGUACAACGGCCUCUAUUCUCGUACAUUGGACCUUGUUGGCGACUAUGCUGGAGAUGAGCUCUUCAUCCUUGAAGGAGACUCUUUGCUCCUGCAUUGCUUUUCAGAUGACCAGAUAGACUUUACCAAUGGUUUCCAGCUACUCCAUGCGACAUACCUGGUGGAGAAAUUUCUGGCACAACUCCACCAACGGAAGUAUCCGUACUUCUUAAUGUGCCAUGAUGGAGCAUCCUCAGGGGCACAUGCCGGGAGACGUCCAGGGUUGACGUUAGAGAAUCUUGAGUUGUCAUCAUCAGAUGAUGAUUCAAAUCCCUCGGACGUUGAAGAGCCAGGGAGCGAGAUAGCUACCAGGGAAACUGGCGUUAUGUUUCGGUCUAUGAUACACCAUUUCAUUUGUCGGGGAUACAAUAUCUCACUGAUAAACAGCUUGGAGUGCCGGGACACGAAAACUCUGAGAGCACUUCUGCAGCCAAGCUACCGACAUAGCUUUUCUCCAACGGUGUUAUCGCAACUUGAAGUCUUCGAGUCGCUCGUUAAAGACCUCUGUGAAGUGGAUCUAGGAUUUGAGCAGCGUCUCGGCUUUAACAUAACAACCCGAGCCAGUAAAUGCUGUACUGGAUCAGAGCGCCCUGCGGGCAAAACAGCAAGAUUGAAGGAUUGCAAGAGCAAUGAACAGAGUAAUAUUCCAAUUGCGGUGUUACCGUUCAGCAAUCCCGUAUUAGAUCCGCAUCUGAGCCCUGUGUCUCUUGCCAUCGACCACUCUGCUGGCAACUUGGUUGACGUCGCGAUAUCAAGAAUAUCGGAGGAACUUAGUCACUGGCAUAAUCACAGAAAGACGCUAGACACAAAGACUAUCCAUAAAUUAACAGGAUGGCAGCUUCGACGUAAUCAGUUCUUCAUGGCCGAAAUGAGACAAUAUGCUGCCAGUCUUACGAAUUCCACAGGGGGCAUCUUGAAGCCAGAGACAGUAUUUGUUCAAUCCGAAAACAACAACCAACACAGGCAAAUACAGACGUCGAGAUCUGGCAUGAAUGAUGGGCUUGAGGGCUUACAGUUAACAAAGAAUCGUUCUACGCAAAAAAGCUCUCGUUCUAAAAUUAGGCCUUCAUCAGUUAGGGAUCAAGCAGCAGCUCAGCAGUUGAUAAAACGAGAUGAGGCGAUUAGCAGACACUGGAAAUCAUGGCGAGUCAAGAUUCUGGAGCUCGACCAGGAGCACAACUAUGCUGCACGUUAUGUGAAACUCAAACAGUACCUGCAAGCUCUCUCGAAUGAUAAAAGAAGUGCCAUAGAAUCAGAGGUUUUGACUUAUGGGCUCAGCACAUUAGUUGUUUUAUGGAUAGAUAAGUGCAGCAGCAACAAAAGAGAUCGCUCCAUGUCAGUUGCAGCACUUAUUUGGGCCACGACCUGUGAAAUUGCGAGGAAAAAACAUGAUGUAACUGAGGACAUAGCCAAGUGCUUACAGGGCACUAUAAGCAAACUUGGCCUUCCGGCUGUGGAGAUCUCAGCUCGAAGCAAACGACCACUUUCCUUUCAGUUUGCAGCAAUUACCUCCACUAAAGUUGAUGUCAACAUCGGUUUAUCUACACUCGAAUUUCAAUUAACUCAAGCUGGGCCAUACCUUGAUCGGAGUAUGGGCUCCGCACCAGAUCCUCGUGUUUAUGACUUUGAGCCCGAUAAAUGGCAACGGGAGAUCUUGGACCAAAUCGAUGCAAGAAAGAGUCUCUUCGUGGUGGCCCCGACAAGCGCAGGAAAAACAUUUAUUUCUUUCUAUGCAAUCAAGCAAAUCUUGGAGGACGAUAAUGAAGGAGUCAUUGUCUAUGUCGCCCCUACGAAGGCUCUUGUCAAUCAAAUUGCCGCCGAAGUCCAGGCAAGGUUCUCUAAAAACUUCAAAGAGACUGGGAAAGGCAUCCCUAAUGAUUUGACCCUGGAACCACGUGACUGUUGGACGCUUUGGAAUGCAAUGGAGAAGUAUAAGACAGCACAAUUUCCAGUUGACGAAUCGUUGAACCCUUCGCUUGCUCUUCCAGCCUUUAUUUGCAAAGCAAAUAUCAUCCAGUGGGAGGCUAAGCUGAAAGCUCUCCUCAAGUGUUGGAUGAAUGAUGAUAAGUCACCAUUUGACGCAGUCUUGAAUGAGCUGUCAUACGAGCUUCAGAUCAAAGGCCAAGAAUCAUUUCAGGUGUCGUCAGGUAUAAUUAGCCAAUCGGACAAUAAACGCGAACUCAAGAGAAACAGCAUUCUCGAUACCACUCUGCCACUAAUUUGUUCGCUCCAUGACCAAGGUGCACUUCCUGCCCUUUUCUUUAACUAUGAUCGAAGUCAUUGCGAGCGAAUCUGCCAUCAUCUUCUCAGCCAAUUAAAAGAAGAGGAGAGCCGGUGGAAAGCUUCCAGUUCAGCCUGGGCAAACGAUAUCCUUGGCUGGGAGGAAUGGAAAACAGAAGAGACACGUUCUAGAACGCAGAAAAGAAAAGAAACUGGGAGGAAUUCUAAGGUAUCGAAGGACGAGCAAAUGCGUGAAACGGCUUCUGUAGAGCCAAGCAAAUAUAGCUCCUUUGACCCUGAAGCCCCAAUUUCCGGGUUUCACCUGGCGGAUAUGAAAAAACUUUUGCCGUCGGAAUUUGAAGAGUAUGCAACAGAACUGAGGCAGCGGCUCAUACCAGAAUGGCUUAUCGAAGCUUUAAGACGAGGUAUUGGCGUUCACCACGCGGGUUUGAACCGCAAGUACCGCCAUGUGUGUGAGAUCCUCUUCCGAAGGGGCUAUCUACGCGUGGUUAUUGCAACAGGAACGUUGGCCCUCGGUAUCAAUAUGCCUUGUAAGACAGUUGUUUUUUCGGGUGAUUCGGUUUUCCUGACAGCUCUUGGCUAUCGUCAAGCAGCUGGUCGAGCUGGUCGUCGUGGGUUCGACUUCCUGGGAAACGUCGUCUUCCAAGGAGUCACCUAUGCAAAGGUCUGUCGUUUGCUCAGUUCGAAGCUUCCAAAUCUCAACGGACAUUUUCCAAUCACGACCAGCUUGGUCCUACGCUUGUUCAUCCUACUUCAUGAAUCUAAGCAAAGCCCAUACGCUGUGAAAGCGAUCAACUCAAUCCUUUCAUGCCCACGUAUCUACCUUGGCGGGCCAGAGUCGAAACAUACAGUUCUUCACCAUCUCCGUUUCUCAAUUGAAUACCUUCGGGGAAACUACCUUUUGGACCAAGGCGGAGCACCACUGAAUUUCUCCAACACAAUAGCCCACCUCUAUUAUACUGGAAAUUCCAGCUUCGCCUUCCACGCACUGCUCAGCGGAGGGUACUUCCAUGACCUUUGCAGAGACAUCCGCCAUAAACCUAAGCAAGUGCUUCUGGCAUUAAUGCUGGUCAUGUCACACCUGUUCGGUCGCCAAAACCUUAGACCGGCUAUCUUAGAAUCACAACAAAAAGCAACCAAAAGCUCAACAUCAGUGGUAGUCCUCCCGCCGAUGCCCAAGAAGGCAGCGCAAAUCCUGCAUUCUCACAACGAGAAGACAUUAAAUAUUUACUCAGCCUACGUCACAACAUAUAUCAACCAGCACAUCAAAGACGCAGACUGCUUUCUACCUUUAACCAACUGCAAAUGCGGAGGCGAUACGUCCGCCAAGGAUAUCAACCCAUCAAUGCCAUUCCUCCCUCCCACACAAGUUACUUCCGCCUUCGUCGCCCUAUCCGGUCACCGCGAUAGAUGGAACAGUAUCCCCGAGCUUUGCAAAAAUGUCCGAAGUGGCGUAUGGCUCGAGCAAGCCGUUGUUCCUUACGUUGGACUAUACCCUAAGGAAGGAAAACUCCCCUUGAACGCGUACUUACUCGACUUCUUCAAGCAUGGCAACGUGCAUGCCCUCGAGAAGGACAACAGGGUCCGCAAGGGUGACAUUUGGUUUGUUCUAAACGACUUUUCUCUCGUUUUGGCUACCAUCGUUACUAGUCUUGAGAACUUCCUCAAACUAUCCCCUAACACUGACCCGGAUCUAUUAGAUAUAAUGGGUAGCGGCGACGCCCAUGAAGAAGAACUAGAUAUAAGCUUCGCAAAAGAAAAAGUCUCCGAGCCCGAAAAUAAACCUCUCAAGUCAAGCAAAAAUAAGACAAAAGGACUUCCAAAACAACCUUCUCCGUCCAUGCCGGUCAAAGUCAAAAAGCCUAAAGUGGCCGAGAGCUGGGAAGACGAAGUGAGUGACGAUGAGCCGAACCCAGAGGAGAAGGAAGAAACCACCACAGACCUUGCCCAAGAGACUCCCGGUAAUCUGAAGAGAAAGACAAGGAAGAAAAAUACUAGCAUUCACGCACAAAGCACGAAUGUGAUUGACCACGACUCUUUUGGGAGUAUAGUCCUAGACGGACAGGGCGUCUCUCUAGUCCUAGAAGCCUUCAGAAUGCUCCAGGCUGAGUUUAAUGACAAAUUCAAAGCAAUGUGGGCAUAA